AAUUUUCUGCACAUUUAUAGAAAUCCCAUUACGUUCUCCGUAUUAAGUAUCCAAACAUGCUGAAUAGGGAAAGCUUCAUGCUAGAAUAAAAGGACUUCCGCAGAAGAGUUCACAGUAAAAUGAGAAGAGCUUGAAAUCAUUUGUACUGCUAAAUGUAGUAUUGUUGUCAUGGACAAUUCAGAAGCGCACGGUGAAGGAAAGCGAUUCAAGCGGAGUCUUUCUGUGGACAAGGUCUCCAUUGAGGACCCACAGUCCAUGCUGCAAGCAUCGACAUCCGCCGUAUCGGAAGCGCAGCUGAACCAAGCAGAAAUACAGAGCCUGCUGUGUGGACGUUUUAACGAGGAUUUCCAGCCGACCCAGAAGGCGUUUCCACCCGGUUUCCGCAAAGUGACCAGUCCAUGCGAUCUCGAGGGUUUCCUCAGUGCUGCCCCGACAUUUCGCCCCAUUUUGCCGGCACAUAUGUACGGCAGCGAGUACGCCCAUGUCAGUAGUUCCCGCGAUGGGAUGCUGCAGAAGGCCGGUGGCGCGGUGUGUGCGGCAUACGAAAUCGCCUACGGAGACCAGAUUGCGGUGUACUCGGCGUUCAUGACGUCAGCCCUUAAAGCUCAGCAGAUACCGUACCAACCGCAGACCUCGCUACAGCAAGCACUGCUGCGAAUGCUGGAAAAACGCCAAGAUGACAAAGCCCGUUUGGCGCAGUUUGUCGCCAUGCUGCCCGGGUUCGAGAGGAUUAACCCGGCUGAUCGCAGUAUUUUGCUGGCGGAGAAAACGUUUAUCAGUACUUUGUUGCAUCACAUGCGGUUCUUUUACAAGGGCGAAUAUUACUGCAUGUUACCGGGUCUCGAGCAGAUCCACUCUAGCAGUUACUGGAUGGAUAUUAUGGGUGUCGACCCGGAAUUUUGCCGGUUCUGCAACAAAUUCAGCGCUGUAUUCAGCGCCAUCGGGCUGACGCUGACGGAAUCAUAUCUGCUGCUGGCCGUAGCGUUUUUUGAUCCUAACACCACUACUGCGUCGGAUAAACAGGCACUUGGGCAGCUGCAUGCGUUUUACGCGGAUGCGCUGACGUACAUGAUCGGUUAUCGUUGCCGGAACCCGGCGGAACGUUCCGCAGUGUACCACAACCUGAACGAAGCGACCAAAAUGUUCCCCACGGCGCACCAGAUUGCUCUUGCGUGGUACCAAAAUGUCGACCGGAUGGUGCCACCGUUUCCAGCAAACCUGAGGACGCUGCUUCAGGACUGCUUGAAACGCUAACCAUUUCUACUCACUACAAGCCGCAUGUAUGAAUGGUGGUGUGUUUGUAACUUAACGAAAUGUUUAGAAAUGUAUGGGCCUUUGAAUUUUGUUGCUUAUUUUGUCUUGCCUUUUUUGGUAGCACGUUAGUUUACAGAUCUGCAAUUCGCUGACCGACAAGUUGUUGCCCGACAAUUCGCUUUUCUGCUAAA
Molecule: messenger RNA, 1445 nt
Organism: Paramacrobiotus metropolitanus
Lineage: Eukaryota; Metazoa; Tardigrada; Eutardigrada; Parachela; Macrobiotidae
Exons: 6
Coding region: 169-1254 (361 amino acids)
Source: RefSeq, a predicted model, not a curated record